Messenger RNA from Antechinus flavipes (yellow-footed antechinus), 7210 nucleotides. RefSeq names its product KIAA0232 ortholog. The transcript has 9 exons. The record is from RefSeq and is a predicted model, not a curated record. NCBI's taxonomy places the organism in Eukaryota, Metazoa, Chordata, Mammalia, Dasyuromorphia, Dasyuridae. The coding region runs from base 387 to 4589 and encodes 1400 amino acids.
UCGGGCGUUCGGCAGCGGGACGGGGGUCUCGGUCGGAGCGAGAGGCCGCCCGCUAGCCUGCGCUGUGGGCCGCUCCAGCCGGCGCCACUGCCGCCGCCCUCCCCGCAGCCUCGGCAGGUUCUGCCGGAGACUCACAUUUGGCCUCAAUGUGAAAUUAAGGUAGAAAAACACAUCUACAUGUGUUGCUAUUAGGAUAAGUAUAUUCACUGGUCAUGCCUGAAGAGGGAAGUUCAGUUCUAGACAGCUGACUGCUAGCAAAUAUAAAUGAUUAUCCUAGAAGUCAAGCCUCUCUCCUGUUUACUGGAGUGAAAAUCCCCUCCAGAUACCAACGGAAUAUCAACUACAGAAAAUGCUUCACGUUUUAAGGAUGCCAGCCACCUAGAUUCAUGCACCCUCUCUGUACAGUUGUUGUGGAUGGUUUGCCAUCUGAAAGCUCCUCAAGCUCUUAUCCAGGCCCUGUAUCUGUUUCUGAAAUGUCUCUGCUUCAUGCUUUGGGCCCAGUGCAGACCUGGCUGGGACAAGAGCUAGAGAAGUGUGGCAUUGAUGCCAUGAUUUAUACUCGGUAUGUCCUCAGUCUUCUGCUGCAUGAUAGCUAUGACUACGAUCUACAGGAACAGGAGAAUGACAUCUUCCUGGGUUGGGAAAAAGGAGCUUAUAAGAAAUGGGGAAAGAGUAAGAAGAAGUGUUCAGAUCUAACUCUAGAAGAAAUGAAAAAACAGGCUGCUGUCCAGUGUCUUCGCUCUGCUUCAGAUGAAAGCUCUGGGAUUGAAACUUUAGUGGAGGAGCUUUGCUCCAGACUGAAAGACCUUCAGAGUAAGCAAGAAGAGAAGAUUAACAAAAAAUUAGAGGGAUCUCCCUCUCCAGAGGCAGAAAUAUCUCCCACAGCAAAGGAUCAAGUGGAAAUGUACUACGAAGCAUUUCCACCACUUUCUGAAAAACCAGUUUGCCUGCAAGAAAUCAUGACCGUAUGGAAUAAAUCUAAAGUUUGCUCUUACUCUAGCUCAUCCUCAUCAUCCACAGCUCCACCAGCUACCACAGACACAUCCUCUCCCAAGGAUUGCAAUAGUGAAAGUGAAGUCAUUAAAGAGAGAAGUAGUGAAGUGUCCAGCACUGUACAUGAGCGAAUUCAGCUGAAAAAAAGUAAAAAUGAGAAAGAGAACAAGUUUAAUAAUGGCACAAUUGAAGAGAAGCCUGCUUUCUAUAAAAAGCAAAUCCGACACAAACCUGAAGGAAAAAUUCGCCCUCGAUCCUGGUCUUCAGGUUCUAGUGAAGCAGGCUCAAGUUCAAGUGGUAAUCAGGGAGAAUUAAAAGCAUCAAUGAAAUGUGUUAAAGUAAGGCAUAGAACAAGAGAGAUUCGAAACAAAAAAGGGCGAAAUGGUCAAAGCAGGAUUUCUGUGAAGACCAGUGAAAGGGCUGAAAGAAAGUAUCAUGCUGGAAGUAGCAGCAGCAGUAGCAAUGGGUCCAUCAAACAACUGUGCAAAAGGGGCAAAAGACAUUUGAAAGAAAUUGGAAGAAAUGAUCCUGGCAGCACUGAUGGAAAAGAUCUGUACUUGGAAAGUAGAAAUGAAAAAGAAUAUAAAGAGGAGCCAUUAUGGUAUACGGAACCAAUUGCAGAAUAUUUUGUUCCUGUGAGCAGAAAAAGUAAACUUGAGACUACAUACCGAAACAGGCAAGAUACAUGUGAUCUAACAUCAGAAGCAGUAGAAGCAUUGUCAGAAUCAGUGCAUGGUCUUUGUAUUAGCAACAAUAAUAUUCAUAAAACAUACCUCGCAGCAGGUACUUUCAUUGAUGGUCACUUUGUAGAAAUGCCUGCAGUUAUAAAUGAGGAUAUUGACCUCACUGGGACCUCAUUGUGUUCUCAACAAGAGGACACUAAAUAUUUAGAUGAUGUUCAUCUGUCUGAACUAACACACUUCUAUGAAGUGGAUAUUGAUCAAUCCAUGUUGGAUCCUGGUGCCUCAGAUACGAUGCAAGGAGAAAGUCGGAUUUUGAAUAUGAUUCGACAAAAGAGUAAAGAGAAAACCGAUUUUGAGGCAGAAUGUUGCAUAGUGUUAGAUGGAAUGGAGUUGCAAGGGGAAAGUGCAAUAUGGACAGAUUCUACCAGCUCUGUUGGUGCUGAGGGGUUAAUCUUGCAAGACCUUAGUAAUUUAGCUCAAUUUUUGGAGUGCUGUUCAUCUUCAAGCUCUGGUGAUGCAGAUGGGGAAAGUUUUGGAGGUGAUUCUCCUAUUAGACUCUCACCUAUCUUAGACAGCACAAUGCUUAGUUCACACAUGCUUGCUGGCAAUCAAGAGCUCUUUUCAGAUAUUAAUGAAGGGUCUGGUAUAAACUCUUGUUUUUCAGUGUUUGAAGUGCAAUGCAGUAAUUCUGUUUUACCAUUUUCUUUUGAAACACUCAACUUGGGAAAUGAAAAUACAGAUUCUAGUAGUAGUGCUAAUAUGCUUGGAAAAACACAGUCUAGGUUGCUAAUAUGGACCAAAAAUAGUGCCUUUGAUGAAAAUGAACACUGUUCCAAUCUUUCAACAAGAACUUGUAGUCCAUGGUCACACUCAGAAGAAACACGUUCAGACAAUGAGACUUUAAAUAUUCAGUUUGAAGAAUCCACGCAGUUUAAUGCAGAAGAUAUUAAUUAUGUAGUUCCCAGAGUCUCCUCAAAUUAUGUAGAUGAAGAACUUCUAGAUUUUUUGCAAGAAGAAACUUGCCAGCAAAAUGAUCGAACUUUAGUAGAGAUGCCUAAUUUGGUUUUCAAAAAAAAAUCUAAACUAGAAUCUGUCUGUGGUAUUCAACUAGAACAAAAAACAGAAAGUAAAGAUUAUGAAGCUACACAAGUUUGUAGUGACAGCAGUCCACCAGGAGAUGGCUACAGCUCAGGGGUUAUUAAAGACAUUUGGACAAAUAUGGCAGACAGAAAUUCUGUAGCAAUGGUAGAAAUAGAAAGAAUAGAUGAUGAGUUGUUUUCAACAGAUGUAAAUAACUACUGCUGCUGUUUGGAUACUGAAGCUAAAAUGGAAACCCUCCAUGAACCUAACAAGGCAGUGCAGAGAUCAGAGUACCAUCUAUGGGAGGGCCAGAAGGAGAACUUGGAGAAAAGAGCAUUUGUUCCAAGUGAGCUAUCUAAGGUAGAUGGUGGUGAUUAUACUACACCCUCCAAACCUUGGGAUGUCAAUGAGGAUAAAGAAAACGCAUUUAUUCUUGGUGGAGUUUACGGAGAACUCAAAACAUUUAACAGUGAUGGGGAAUGGGCAGUAGUACCACCUAGUCACACAAAAGGAAGCCUAUUACAGUGUGCAGCUUCUGAUGUGGUGACAAUAGCUGGUACAGAUGUCUUUAUGACUCCAGGAAACAGCUUUGCACCAGGUCACAGGCAGUUAUGGAGACCAUUUGUAUCAUUUGAACAGAAUGAUCAAUCUAAGAGUGGGGAAAGUGGAUUAAAUAAAGGGUUUUCUUUUAUCUUCCAUGAAGACUUACUAGGAGCUUGUGGUAACUUUCAAGUCGAAGAUCCUGGGCUCGAAUAUUCAUUCUCUUCCUUUGACUUAAACAAUCCAUUUUCACAAGUCCUUCAUGUAGAAUGUUCAUUUGAACCAGAAGGGAUUGCAUCUUUCAGCCCUAGUUUUAAACCUAAAUCAAUCCUCUGCUCUGAUUCAGACAGUGAAGUUUUUCAUCCCAGGAUAUGUGGUGUUGACAGAACACAAUAUAGGGCUAUAAGGAUUUCUCCAAGGACUCACUUUCGCCCAAUUUCUGCAUCUGAACUGUCUCCAGGAGGAGGAAGUGAGUCGGAAUUUGAAUCUGAAAAAGAUGAGGCAAAUCCUCUCCCUUCUCAAGUUGAUGUGUUUGAAGAUCCACAAGCAGAUCUCAAACCCCUGGAAGAAGAUGCAGAGAAAGAAGGGCAUUACUAUGGAAAGUCAGAGCUUGAGUCCGGAAAAUUCCUUCCCAGAUUAAAAAAAUCUGGAAUGGAGAAGAGUGCUCAGACAUCACUGGAUUCCCAGGAGGAAUCAGCUGGGAUUUUGCCAAUAGGAAAGCAAGAUCAGUGUGUGGAGUGUAGCAUGAAAGAAUCUGUAGAAACAGAGCAUAUAGAAAACUCGGAAGUGAAUUGCAAAAUACUGGCACCUUGUGAAGAAGAAAUAAAUAAUUUUUGCAGUUGUAAAGCAGGCUGUCAAUUCCCUGCAUAUGAAGAUAAUCCUGUUUCUUCAGGAGAGCUAGAGGAGUUUCCUAUAAUGAAUACUGAUCUUCAAGGAAUGAGUGGCAAUCAAGAAAAGCAGUGCUGGUGGGGAAAAGCGCUGUACUCUCCCCUUUUUCCUGGAUCAGAGUGUGAAGAAUGUUAUACAAAUACCAAGGGAGAGAAUGGCUUGGAAGAGUAUCCAGAUAUUAAAGAAAUACCCAACGAUGGAGAGCAUCUGUUAGACUUUAAUAGAGUGUCUUCUGUUUACGAAGCAAGGUGUACAGAAGAAAGAAAUCCUGGAACAAAAUCAAAUGGCUUCCGGAAAAAAUUAUAUUCCAGUGAUAGUUCCAACUCUGAAGACACAGCCUCAGAAGGUGGUAGUGAAUGGGUUGAUCCUUGUGAAGAGGAGCUUUUUUCUCGAACUCAUCUUUGAAACUGCAGAGUAGUACCAAUUGUCUAAAAAAGUAAUAUAUGAUGGAAAACUCCUUUUUGUGAGACCUGUUACUCUAAAACAACAACUUGGGUUUCCUCUUCAAGUAACUGAUUCAGAUGCGUAUUUAUCUUUCUCUUCUUGCUUAUUUUAUGGUUGAGGAUAACUCUCCUCUUGGAACAUUUUUUCCCCCAACCUGUUAAAUUCUUGGCUAUUUGAAAUAGACUAGAUUGUGUUGUCAAUUCAAGAAUGGGUGUGCAUGUGCUUAUCUUAGAUGCAUCACUGCUCUUUGCCUCUUAACUGCAGUUAUUUUCAUUUGUAAUUGCAGCCUCACCACUAUUAUCUUAUUAGCAUUGCAGUGUCUAUAACUCCUUCUGCUAUUCAGAGACUUUAGCUUUUGGCACAUUUUAGCUUUGUUCUCUAAGAACUGGGAGAUAAAUACUGAACACUGUAAUUUAUCAGUGCCUUUCUGAAUGCAGGAGAAGAGCAUGAAUGACUUGUCUAGUCUUCAUUUGGUAAAAUCUCAUGUAAAUUUGAAGUAGGAACAACAAGGUUGUGCUUUAGAGACUUACAGAAUACUGUGUUUUCUAUCUUAUGAUAUUUUCCCCCCUAAAUAAACCCACAGAGGAUUCUAUGGUUUGUGAUUUUCUUGCUAACUGGAGAAGCCAAGGAUUUUUUGUUUAAUUUUUGGUAUGUGUGGAGGCAGUGUGAGGGGGUUGCAGUCUCUCUUCCAUUUCUUUCUUUUCCCCUUUCUUCCUCUUCUCUGUCCUUCUCUUGUAAUCAUUUUUUUUUUCAUUUUCAGUCCACUCUUUCUUCCCUUUCUUCUUUCCUUCUUUCUGCCUUUUCCUCUUUCUGCCUUUUCCUUUUUGCUGUCUCCCUACUUUCCAUCUCUAUUUUCUUUUCCUCUUCUCAUUUCCCUUCCAUUUCUACUUUCAGUUCUUCUUUCUUCCUCCAUCUCUCUAUUUCUCUGUCCUUUUUUUUCUUUUAUAAAACUGAUGAACAUUGAGAAAUAACACCAAAAAAUGUCAUGGGGAUUAGGGUUGGGGGGGGAGGGGACAGGGAUUUGGGAUGAUAAAUCUUUUAACAAGAAAUAAGGACUAUGUCUCCUUGCAAAUGAUUACCUUAGUGUAACCUGCAAUGCAUCCUGUAUUUGAAUUUGAGCCUAUUGAAUUCAUCUAAAAUGCUCAUAUUAAAGUGUUUUAUAUGCAAAAAAGGUCACACUUCACUUGAAAGAAAUCUUUGGCUGCUGCAGUUAGCUGCUGUUGUGGCUGUAAUUUAGUAGAUCUUGUAGUUCAUUUUGUGUUUUCUGAGAGAAUGUUAGGGGCAAGUUAUGUGUGUGGUGGGUGGGUGGGUGGGGUGCAGAGUAAUGAUUUUCAACAUACACGUGUGAUUGCAGUAGUGAUGGUUGCUUUCUGUGACUUGCUUUUAAAUUUUCUUUUGUUAACCUAGACAGUCAGUACAUUGUCAAGUUAUAUCUGUACAAGACUAUCAACUCCUAGUGCUUUUAACACGUUAUACAAAAUGUUGAAGCCAGGAGGAGCAAUAUUUGCAAAACCUAAACAUUCUAAGUUUUUACCAACUCUUCAUUUUAAGAACUAAUCUAUACAAUAGCAUGUCUAGAACAUCAGGAAGUGUAGAGAAUCCAAUGUUGACUUGAAAGCUUAACUAUUCAUUUUGACAGGCAAUAAGAACUCAUACAAACUCUUUUUGAAAUGUGAGCUGAACUAGCUUUGAAAAUAUGUUAUUUGAUUUUGAAUAAGUAAUUGGGUUUUGUUGCAUUUUAUUGAUGACAUGGAAAACACUGUCUAAGGUUGUAAAGUCAUUUGAGGAGGUUAUAUGUCCUUGCUGUUGGAAACCCUGAUUAAAUUGGCUAGGUUUGAUCAUGUCAAAUAAACAGAAUUAUAUGAGGGUUUAUAUUUCUGCAGCAAAUCAUUUAACACUUUUUUCUUGUUAUUUAUUUACAAACUUUGGAUAAAUUUUUCUGUAACUUACUGUAUUCUGGAGCUUCCUAAGAAAAGGUUGUUAACACCUGCACUGAAAAAAAUUGUGAAUAAUAAUGGUUAAAAAAAAAAAAAAACUUUUGUAAAUUCCUCAAAUUAGGACAUGGAAAUUAUGGAUAGGAUAGCAAAGAUCAAAUAGAUGCUUUUCAAACACAACCUAUCAGCUCAUUUUCUUUUCAACUGAGCUGAUUCUCUAAGCAAGGAAGGGCUCCGAAUGGCAGAGGUGCUGACUUCAUUCACAUCAUGAUGUAGAAAGGCAGCCCUUGUAAAGGGAAGGGGGUGGGACAGGGAGGGUCUGGGCAAUAACAAAUUAUGUCUUUACUUGUUUCCAUACUUAAGUGGCUCAGAAGCUUUCAGCAAGAGAGUUGAAGUGUGAUUUUUAGUUAUUUGUAUGGAUAGACACAAAACAGCAUUAAAGGUUGGCAAAAUGCUGAAACGCACUGUGGUAUGAAGCGCGUGGCAUAUCCAUAGCACUGAAAUAUCAGUUUUCCAUUCCUGGGCUGAGAUUUGUUUUCUACUUUUUUGCUUCAAGUGGUUGUAUUGUUCUGAUUUCACGUACACCAGAGUAACUGAUUUUGUUUUCUUGUGGAGUUACUUAACACCAAAUAAAAAUUUAAAAGGACA